AUGGGUAAACAAUUGUUAGUACCUAUAUCCAUCUUGGCUUUGGCUUAUUCACUAAUUAUUGUCAAUGCUUCCGAUCCAUCCCCUCUUCAAGACUUUUGUGUUGCCACUGAUGAUCCAAAAGAUGCUGCUGUGUUUGUAAAUGGCUGCAAGAACCCUAAUCUCGUUAAUGCUGAUGACUUCUUCUUCACGGGACUUAACAAACCUGGAAACACCUUCAAUCCUCUUGGAUCAGAGGUUACUGCGGUAUCUGUGAUAAAGCUAAAAGGUCUUAAUACACUUGGAAUAUCCUUGGCGCGUAUUGACUUUGCACCAUAUGGGUUGAAUCCGCCGCACAUUCAUCCUCGUGGAACAGAGGUCCUCUUAGUUCUAGAGGGGAGUCUUUUGGUGGGAUUUGUGACGUCUAACAUUCCGAACCAAAAGAAUCGAUUAUUCACAAAAACAUUAUACGCCGGUGACGUUUUUGUAUUUCCAGAAGGCCUCGUUCAUUUCCAGCAGAACAUAGCUGAAACAAACACAAUUGCUUUUGCGGGCUUGAGUAAUCAAAAUCCAGGAACAAUCACGAUUGCAAAUGCGGUGUUUGGUUCAGACCCCAAAAUAUCUCCCCAUGUACUCACUAAGGCUUUUCAAGUUGACAAGGAUGUGACCGAUUAUCUUCAAUCACAAUUCUGGUGGGACAACAACUAUUAA
Messenger RNA from Impatiens glandulifera, 687 nucleotides. RefSeq names its product germin-like protein subfamily 1 member 16. NCBI's taxonomy places the organism in Eukaryota, Viridiplantae, Streptophyta, Magnoliopsida, Ericales, Balsaminaceae. Gene Ontology annotation, molecular function: manganese ion binding. The coding region runs from base 1 to 687 and encodes 228 amino acids. The record is from RefSeq and is a predicted model, not a curated record. The transcript is spliced from 3 exons. Gene Ontology annotation, cellular component: cell wall.